Molecule: messenger RNA, 2427 nt
Organism: Plectropomus leopardus (leopard coralgrouper)
Lineage: Eukaryota; Metazoa; Chordata; Actinopteri; Perciformes; Serranidae
Source: RefSeq, a predicted model, not a curated record
CAACCCAUUCUGUGCCAAGCCCUAAACGUGUAUGCAAGUCAAUGUCAAGAGAGUGGUAUAGAGCUGCCAAGCUGGAGGAGACCAGGCUUCUGUGAAAUCCCCUGCCCUGCCAACAGUCACUUUGAGUCCCAAGGCACAGGAUGUCCAGCUACUUGCAUCAAUCCCAAUUCUACCCACAACUGUCCUCUCCCUGCCCAGGAAAGCUGCAUCUGCAAUUCAGGCUAUGUCCUUAGUGCUGGAGUCUGCGUCCCUCAUGCUGAGUGUGGCUGCAGUUUUGAGGGUCGCUACUACCGCUCUGGAGACACUGUAAUACUAGAUGAGGACUGUGGGAGACGUUGCAGCUGCAGUUAUGGCACCAUGACCUGCCGCUCCCAUGGUUGCGGCCCACUUGAAUCAUGCAGUGUUGAAGAGGGAGAAAGAGGCUGCAGACCUAAGAAUAAUGCAACAUGCUGGAUAAGAGGCCCACGAACAUAUCAAACUUUUGAUGGACUGACAUACCAGUAUCCUGGAGCAUGUCGAUUAACUCUUGCAAAAGUAAUGGGAUCAUCUAGUCACCCACAUUUUGUGGUGACAGCUGAAAAAGUGCCCAAAGGCCAACAAGGUUUUGCCCGGGUACUGAAGUUUGAGGCAGAGGGAAAACAAAUUUCUAUUGAAAUGACAAGUAGCAGCAAAGUUCAGGUUGACGGUCAGCGGAUCAGACUACCCUUCAGCUCAGCAUCCAACAGAAUCCAGAUCUACCAUAGCAGCAUUCACAGUAUCAUCCUUCGUACCUCCUUUGGUGUAACGGUGCAGACAGUCUGGCCUCACUUUGUGCGUGUCACUGCACCUGGCAUCUACAGUAAUUCAUUGGGUGGGCUUUGUGGUAAUUACAAUGGUCAACCGCAUGACGACUUCCGUACACCCAAUGGCAUUCUCGUCAACAGUUUUCAGGAGUUUGGAGACAGUUGGCGAGAUGGCUCCCUCUCUGCACACUGUGUGGAAAGUGUAAAUCAGAACUCUACAAUAAACUACAAUUCUAGUGAGUACUGUGGCAUUCUUGGCUUACCGCAUGGACCGUUUGGCCAGUGUUGGGACAUGGCGAAACUACGCCAGAAUGUGAAUGCAUGUGUGGAGAUAAUAAGGACGUCUAGAAAUCCUGCUUCAGCACGAUGUGAGGUCCUGAGCGAUUAUGCACUGAUGUGUCAACAGAAGGGCAUCGCCCUUGGACACUGGAGGAAUGCAGCUGACUGUGAGCAAAACUGCCCUCAAAACAGCCAUUAUGAAGUCUGUGGAACAUCAUGUCCUGCCACCUGCCCCAGUCUCUCUUUCCCUUUUGACUGUGGUACUGUGUGCCAGGAGGGUUGCCAGUGUGAUGAUGGUUUUGUCCUGAAUGGCAAUCAAUGUGUGCUACCAACAGAGUGUGGAUGCUAUCACCAAGGACGCUAUUGGCAAGACAGUGAACAGUUCUGGGAUGGUGAGGAGUGUCAAAGCUUGUGCACCUGUGAUGGCACUAGUGGGGCAGUCCACUGUAUCCCCAACUCCUGUGGUCCCCACGAGUCUUGCCGUGUGGUGGAGGGUGAGUUUGGCUGCCAUCCCAACCCUCAUGGAACGUGCUCUGCCUCAGGAGACCCUCACUACAAGACCUUUGAUCGCAAGGCCUAUGACUUCCAGGGAACCUGCCGCUAUACUCUGGCCACCCUUUGUAAUUACACCGAGGGACUCCACCAAUUUUCGGUGGAGGCUAAAAAUGAGCCUUUGACUGGAAGGCGAGUUUCAACAACAGCUGAAGUUUUUGUGAAUGUGUGGGGCUAUCAAGUGCAUAUGUCGAGGGACAGCCCUGGUGUGGUAAAAGUAAAUGGAGUAACAAGAAACUUGCCUGUUCUCUUGAAUGGAAGUCGUGUUUCUAUCUUUGCAAGAGGAUCUCGCAUGAUUGUAAGAACUGAUUUUGGCCUGAGAGUUAAAUACAAUGGAGCAACUAGAGUAACUAUCUCUACACCAUCACAUUACAGAGGAAAAACCUGUGGACUUUGUGGAAACUUCAAUGGAAAUCCAAAUGAUGAAUUCCAAACCCCAUCAGGAAUGAUGGUCUCCACUCCAGAUGAGUUUGGGGCAGCUUGGAAAGUGGAAGGUGACAACAAUUGCAGUGAUGGGUGUGGCUCCUCCUGUCCAAAAUGCACCAAUGAGCUACCUGCAAGGGCCAAAUGUGACAUAAUUCAGGCAGCUGGUGGCCCCCUCAGCUUCUGCCAUGAGCAGGUGGACCCAGAGCCAUAUUUCAAAGACUGUGUGUUUGAUGUUUGUGUGAUGGGAAAUCACGGCCAAGAAAUUCUGUGCAGGGCCAUUGAGGCUUACGUCAGUGCCUGUCAGUCUGCUGAUGUUCAAAUCUACCCAUGGAGACAAAACACCACUUGUAGACCUGACUGUGAAACCCCCCACAGCCAUUAUGAGCUG